Diabrotica virgifera virgifera (western corn rootworm) is the source of this 3603-nucleotide messenger RNA. RefSeq lists its product as uncharacterized. The coding region runs from base 1873 to 3603 and encodes 576 amino acids. Gene Ontology annotation, molecular function: zinc ion binding; nucleic acid binding. The record is from RefSeq and is a predicted model, not a curated record. Lineage: Eukaryota; Metazoa; Arthropoda; Insecta; Coleoptera; Chrysomelidae. The transcript has 5 exons.
ACAUAAUAUAUCCCAUAAUACUCACCGUUCCAUAAUAUGGAAGUGCAAUAAAUUGGAAAUACUAUUUUAGGAGUUUUUAAAUACUUUUGCAUUAUGGGUAUAUGUAAUGGGGAAUUUCUGGAGAAUAUAUUAUUAGGGAAUAGUGGAUAUCCAUUCCUCAACUACAACUACCGAAUGACACCAUUCCAGAAUUUUCAGACAGAAGUUGUGUUUUUAUAAUCCAUCACAAAUCCCUUCAAGAACUGUUAUUGAAAGAACAUUUGGUAUUGUGAAGAGAUUUCCCAUUUUAUAACGGUUUAAUUUUCCGCGUGUAAAAUCUAACUCAUUUCGUCAAAUAGCUUGUUUAUGCCGGUGCUGUACCUACAUGUGUGUUCGAAUGCCAUAUUCCCCAUAACCAUCUGUUUUCACACUCAACGUGGCUAUCUAGGAAUGGACAAAAUCAUUAACACUUAAUCUCCUGAAACAGUCAUAACUCAUUUAGAAUUAGAGUUCUGAGACACUGCUACGAUGCUAAUAAGGGCCUUUUUUGUGUGUUUUUGACGACCGUUAACAAUCUCGCGUCAUACAAGCCAUCAGCCCUAUUUAAGCAAAAAAUCCGUGAAUUCUUGUCAUUGUGUGUAUAGUUUUUGAGCUGUUAGUGGCUCAUUAGUUUUUUGGUUUCGUCCGAAGUCAGGACGCUUCGACGCUUCAGUUAAAGUUCUUUGUGUUCGUGCUAAAAUCUCACGUAAUAUUACACGUGAGUCCGAGGGAUAUAUUCCAAUCUUGACCAUUUUUCGACAACAGCAACCCCCAGCAGGCUGGAUACCGGCUGUUCAUUGUUCAUCUUUAAAGUCGCCGCAAGACGACUAGCCAUCCACCCUUCAAACAUAAGGUCAGUCAGUAAUUUAUUUUGUGUCGCGUGCCAUCUAAAUAAACAGAUGAGGCACUUUGAGUUGUUUGAUCUGAAAUCGUGCCAAUGACCUAUUGAGUGUUAGGAGAUUCCUUUACGUGAUUAAAGAACUUUCUUUAUUUUUGCAAAUAUAGUUCCAUUGUGAACUAUUAACGGACAAUUUUUUUAUUUAAAACAUUUUUUUGUGUAUUUUUUGUAAAUAUAUAAAUAAUAGGUUAUUGUAGAGUAAAACGAAACAUGAAAAGCUUUUUAUUGGUUUCACAGUGGACAAUGGUCUAAUUAACUUCAUUCAUAAAAUUUAGCUUAUUUAGACAUUAUCUUUCAUUUUUUUAAAGUUUCUUAAAUAUUGCGUUUGAUCAGUUAGUACAAUUAGAGACCACGGUCCCAUUAAUAGGAUAGUAUACAUAAUGCAUGAUAUUCUGUAAACACCGUCAAGAGUAGGGACAUGUAAUAUAUUAUAAUAUAUAUUAAAACUAUUUAGUAUCGUAAAUAAAGUUUUUUUUUGAGAUUUACUAUUUUUUAUGAAGUCCAGUAUAAGUUCCUUAUUUUUAUGUGUAUAUUUUUUGUGUAUUUUUUUUACAGGUAUGUUAUUUUUAUAUUUAUGUAUUUCCUUUAUAAAUUUAGUGGUAAAAAUUUAAACGGCGCCCAACUUCUAGUCUUAUGUAUUCCGUAUCGUUUGUCUUGUCUUAGCCUCAUCUCAAUCUCCCAGCUACCCUAUUUUAAGAUCUGAAUUCGAACCCCCCCAUUUUUACGCUCCCGACUCUGAGCAACGAGGUCCUUGGAUAAUCCUGGUGUUCGGUCCAGCACGUCAUCACAUGAAGUGAUUUCUUUGUCCGUUACACUUAUGGCGCACCAACGCUCUGGGCUUUUCCUUAACCAUCUUUUCUAAUUUCCUUUUGUCAGAGAGUUGAGGCUUGUUUCAUAAUACCUAAUUUUCUCCCGCAUUUACUCGAUCAAGGUAUCGUCAAAUCCAGUCACGCAAAAUGGAUAAAUCCAUUGUAGCGUACCUAAAGAAGGAAGAAGUAGAGUACGAACUUAAAAUUCGUGGUACAAAAUCACGAAGACAAUGCAGUGACAAAAAGAGCAUGUUAAAAAAGCUCAUACAAAAAGGAUCACCAAUUGAUUUGGAAAAUAAUCCGCUAAAUUUUGCAGAAGAAAAAACAGAAAUAGAGAGAACUAUAGCUGAUAUUACCCAGAUAGUCGAGCAAUUUGAAGGAAAUGUAAAUGACUCGACAUACAGAAGAGCUAAAGCCCUUAGUACACAUGUGUCACUAAGAAUUGGCCGAAUGCCAAUAGACAUCACAAUAGAAGAUCAAGUAGAAUUUAAGGACGAAAUAUCAGCCACCUGUCUUCUACUGGAAAGCCAGUUAGACGAAAAAAUUAUUCCCAACGAUAAUAACGAAGUCAGGAGUGUAGACACUACUUCUGCCUCUGUUUCUAGUUUUGCCCCUCCUAUAGUUCAGGUAACAACUCCAAUCAACCUCUCCGAUUGGAAUAUUAAAUUCUCCGGUGAUCCUAAAUCCGUGUUUACAUUCCUUGAAAAGGUUCAGGAUAUUGCGGAGUCUCGCAAAGUCGACGAUGACGUUCUGUUUAGGUCUGCUAUAGAAUUAUUUUCUGGUAGUGCAGUUACUUGGUUUCGCAGUGUCCGAGAUUCUCUUUCCAGUUGGUCUCAAUUAAUAAAUUUAAUUAAAGCUACCUUCCUGCCACAUGAUUACGAAGAAGAGCUUUGGCAGCAAAUUAAGAAUAGAAAGCAAAAGAGAAGUGAGUCGUUCAUUUUCUAUCAGGCUCAGAUCUUAACGCUUGCCAAACGUCUUCCUUUCCGCCCAUUAGAGCAGACACUUGUAAAAUACAUGCGUCAAAACAUACUGCCCGAGUAUGUCCCGAUGAUAGCGCUGCAGGAUACUAACACUCUAGGAGAGUUAGCGCUUAUCAUAAAAAAGCUCGAGAAUAAUGUCCCAUCAAUAUCUACAAGGAAAGAUAAUCCACAUAUUUCCGUUGUCAGCGAGAAAAAUGUGACUCCUAAAAGAAAAUCUCCCCAAAAUAAGCCCAAUAUUCCACCUCCCCAGGUAAACCAAUCUAGAGUGCUUACCUGUUGGAAUUGCCACGAGGAAGGCCAUCGGCAUAGCUUGUGCAAUAAAGACCGCCGUGUAUUUUGUUUCCGUUGUGGCUUAGAAAAUGUGAUUGCUCCCAAGUGUCCGAUUUGCAAAAAAAAACUAAUUGCAGGAACAUUUCGUGUUGGCGUAGUGUCAUUACAUCUAGUGGACCUGCGAAUACCGAGUCACGCGAUUCGAAAUCAAAGUGCGAAACUCGAAUGCCAUUUUGAACUGGACGGUGAAACGCUUUAUUCUGUCAAGUGGUACAAAGACGGCAAUGAGUUCUACCGUUAUGUCCCGCGAGAUAUGCCACCAACACAGACUUUCCCGCUUCCUGGAGUCUCAGUCGACAUGCACAAUUCGACAGAAAGCGUGGUGGUUCUGUCUUCAGUUCAACUUUCAUCAACAGGCCUGUACAGAUGCGAAGUAUCCGGGGAAGCACCGUUUUUUGAAACAGUUACCGAUCACCAGAAAAUGACAGUAGUUGAUUAUUUAAUAAUCUGCGAAGAAAUUAACCCAAAGAAACAUAAUUCACAUAUUUUAUUUACUAACAAAGAACUGGACGAAAAUGCCACAUCAGCUUUUAUGAAACAAUUAAGUUUUAUUGCAGUUCGGGAAUAG